Molecule: messenger RNA, 1968 nt
Organism: Pestalotiopsis fici W106-1
Lineage: Eukaryota; Fungi; Ascomycota; Sordariomycetes; Amphisphaeriales; Sporocadaceae
Exons: 1
Coding region: 1-1968 (655 amino acids)
Source: RefSeq, a predicted model, not a curated record
AUGGAACACUACACGUAUGCGCCGUUGACUGAAGUCAAUGAGAUUAGGGUCUUGGAGCUUUGUCCUGGCUCUUUCGAUGAUACCCUUCGUGUUCAACUCCGACACAGCGUUCUCGGACGUCAGGGCUCCCUAUCAUAUAAAGCACUAUCCUAUACAUGGGGCAGUCCACAGGAUCCUGUUGCGGUGGAAAUAUUCGAUACUUCCAAAUAUCAAUUCGUCCAAGGACAUAUUACUCAGAAUCUCGCCUCUGCACUCCGGCAUCUUCGAACAGAAUCCAGCACAAGGAUCAUCUGGGCUAAUGCGAUCUGUAUCAAUCAGAAUGAUGUUGCAGAGCGAACGAGCCAAGUUGCAAUGAUAGGUGACAUUUAUCGUACAGCAACAAAAGUGGUUGCAUUUCUUGGACCCGCGAGCCUGGCCGAGUCAGCCAUCACAAAGCGCCUGGAGAGCAUCUCAACCAUGCUAAGGGUCGACUUCGGGUCAGGAAACAUAAUUUCCAUCAAUAAGGAAAAGGAAGGUUGGGCCGAUAUGGAGCAGGAGGUCCCAUUAACCAAACAAGACUUACAGAGCUUACAUCGUCUUGUACAGUGCUCAUGGUUCGAUAGACUCUGGAUUCGACAGGAGAUUGGCUUGGGAGGGCCCAGAGCCUUUUUAAUAUACGGGUGUCAAACCAUUCCUUGGACAGCUUUCUGCACGUCAACAUUUGCAAUCCAGCACAAACCGCUUCCUAAGGCACUUUUACCAGACAGCGAGUUGGCCUCUCUACGACACAGACUUCGUAUUAUUGACAGCGUCGUCGUUUUAUCGGAAAGAAAGUUUUCCCUCUCAGAUCUCCGCCAAGACAUUCAAUACGCCAAUUGUGUUGACCCAAAGGACAGAAUUUACGGUGUACUAAGUCAACUCAACCAGCACGACGCGAAAUUGUCAAUUGUACCUGAUUAUAGCAAGUCUACACGGGAAGUGUAUAUGGGUGUGGCAACAUUGGUAACACAACACUACGGCCAUCUGGACAUAGUUAGACAGGGCGGAUUGAAAGCAAACGAUAUGGAGGACUUGCCCACUUGGGUUCCAGACUUCACCCAGCCCAUGGACAUAGGAGGGUUUGACUGCAUGCCACGGCCUCUAUACAAGCUCUUUCCAGAUGUAUUUUCGAUAGACGGACACAUCCUACGGGCGUCGGGACUACAUUAUGGAUUUGUCCAGCACGCAACACCGAUAAAUCACGAAUCGCUGCUGUCGAAUAAUAGAGCAGCAGUACGCGAGAUCAAGCGGAUCGCAUUGACUCUGAAAGUUCAUGAUCAGUACCCGACAAAAGAAACUGUUCUUGAAGCAUUAUGCGCUACAUUGAUUGCUGGUAACUUCCAGGAAAAAUGGUACCCGUUUGAAAGACAAACGCGGUGCCCGUCAGUACAUGAUGCUCGCAGGUUCCUCGAAACACUCAUUGCUCAUACAGAAGAACCCACGGGCUACGAAUAUACAAAACGAACUUACGUGCAGAGUGUACAAGAUCAAUGCAGAAGUCGCUACCUCUUCACCAUGAACGACGGACACAUCGGGAUAGGACCUAUCACAGCCAUGCCUGGGGAUGAAGUGGUCAGUCUUUUCGGACUCCAUACUCCUAUUGUGAUCCGUCGUUCCUGCGACGAUUCGGGCGAGAUAUAUUAUCAAAUCAUUGGCGUUUGUUACGUUCACGGCUUUAUGCAAGGACAGGUGCUCGUGGGCCGAUUGCCUCCGAACGUAUGGGAUGUCUACGACGAAGACAGGUCGCUGCCUCUGAAUGUGAGGGGUUUCAUGGAAAGGAAGGAAGGGGUCGACAUGCCUUUCACAAAUGACCCUCGGAUCGAACCAUUCUUGAAUUCGCUUGCCGAGAAGGGCCUCUUAAAGGACCCUUUGAUGGAAGAGCUCAGGAAGGCUGGACCCAAAGUACUAGAAUCAGCGGGCUUUCCACUCAGGGAAUUUGCAUUCGUGUAA